Molecule: messenger RNA, 1335 nt
Organism: Sesamum indicum (sesame)
Lineage: Eukaryota; Viridiplantae; Streptophyta; Magnoliopsida; Lamiales; Pedaliaceae
Product: NAD(P)-binding Rossmann-fold superfamily protein
Biological process (GO): fatty acid biosynthetic process
Molecular function (GO): 3-oxoacyl-[acyl-carrier-protein] reductase (NADPH) activity; NAD binding
Source: RefSeq, a predicted model, not a curated record
CCUCUCGGUUCUCCUCGUUCCCUUCUCCGCCCCGCAAUAUGCACCAGAAUGGCAGCCGCCUCCGCCGCUGGAUCCGCCGUUGUUGCUCUUAAUUCCGCUGGGAUCUCUCACCGCAAGUUCGCCAGUGUCAGGCAGGUUGCGUUGCCGGUGAAGCUUCCGGGCUCGAUUAAUUUGCAAUGCAGACCCAUGGGAUCCGUUUCUUCUUCAGGCAUAAAAGCCCAGGUGGCCACCGUUGAACAAGUGAGUACUGAGGCAGCACAGAAAGUAGAAGCUCCAGUUGUUGUUGUUACUGGAGCCUCCAGAGGAAUUGGGAAAGCUGUUGCUCUGGCUCUGGGAAGAGCUGGUUGCAAGGUUUUGGUUAAUUAUGCAAGGUCGUCAAAGGAGGCAGAAGAGGUUUGCAAAGAGAUAGAGGCAUCUGGUGGACAGGCUCUUACUUUUGGUGGAGAUGUUUCCAAAGAAGCAGAUGUUGAAUCCAUGAUAAAAACCGCAAUUGAUGCAUGGGGAACUAUUGAUGUUUUGAUCAACAAUGCAGGAAUUACAAGGGAUGGUUUGUUGAUGAGAAUGAAGAUGUCUCAAUGGCAGGAGGUCAUUGAUCUAAACCUUACUGGCGUGUUCCUAUGCACACAGGCAGCUGCUAAAAUAAUGAUGAAGAAGAGAAAGGGAAGGAUAAUAAACAUUGCAUCUGUUGUUGGUCUUGUGGGCAAUGUCGGCCAAGCCAAUUAUAGUGCUGCAAAAGCAGGGGUAAUUGGACUCACGAAGACAGUUGCCAAGGAAUAUGCAAGCAGAAAUAUAACUGUAAAUGCUGUUGCUCCUGGAUUCAUUGCAUCUGAUAUGACUGCUAAGCUCGGGGCGGACUUUGAGAAAAAGAUAUUGGAGGCCAUCCCAUUGGCAAGGUACGGUCAACCAGAAGAAGUUGCCGGGUUGGUUGAAUUCUUGGCCCUUAAUUCUGCUGCUGGUUACAUCACUGGACAGGUAUUAACCAUUGAUGGAGGUAUGGUCAUGUAAAAGCCCUCUGUUAAAUUAUCCUUUAUGUUUCACUGCGGGUCUAGAUUUCCUUCUCCAUGUGAGUGGUGUUUCCGGCCAACUCCACCUGCUUGUAUGCAUUUGUAUCAAGUUUUGCCAAUUGAAAUAAUGCAGUAACAGUUCGAUUUCAUAUGAUAGAUGCCAAAUGCUGAGUUCAUUGUAGCAAUUUCUUUGUCUAAUCAGUUUGUAAGUUAACAAAAACGAACAGAACUAUGAAUUGGCAGUAGGAAGAUCGAUGACAGCAACUUUCCAAUCUUGUUCUUUUCUGAAUAUUGUCCGUGUUAUGAAUAGCUAGUGCUCAAUCUUGUUAUA